Molecule: messenger RNA, 2460 nt
Organism: Colletotrichum truncatum
Lineage: Eukaryota; Fungi; Ascomycota; Sordariomycetes; Glomerellales; Glomerellaceae
Product: transcription factor
Biological process (GO): telomere maintenance via telomere lengthening; regulation of DNA-templated transcription
Cellular component (GO): shelterin complex
Molecular function (GO): telomeric repeat DNA binding
Source: RefSeq, a predicted model, not a curated record
AUGUCCGCCGCAGUUGUGUAUGAGGGAGUGCCAGGCGCCCAAGGCACUCUGUUUCAGGGCAAAAGGUUCUGGGUGGCACGGCUAGUUCCCGACAGAAAAACAAUUCUGGAUUUGAUCACGCAAAAUGGCGGCAAAAUCGUUCCAUUAGAAAAGCACGCCGACUUUCUCAUAGUGGAUCAAAAGAGAAACAAUUAUCCGCCUGAGUCACUCUCCUGGCAGUUUGUUAAAGAUUCUGUUAGGUACGGUGCUGUCCAGGAAGAAGACAAGUACAGAAUUGUCCAAUCCCCAGCUGCUACUCGUCCUGUAGGGUCUUCCAAGCCAGUCAAGAGCACUCGUACUGCAUAUACUUCUGCUGACGACGCUCUUCUUGCACAUUGGGUCCUUUCUCACCAUAAACCGAGUGGAAAUGAGAUUUAUCAAAAACUUGAAAGCACUAACAAUCGCCAUACAUGGCAAUCUUGGAGAGAUCGGUGGGUAAAGAAGCUAUCAAAACUGUCCCCAGCUGUUCUUGAGGAGAUGGCUGCUCGUGUGCCUGAGCGAAAAUCUCCAACUUCAUCUUCACCAUUGGCUUCCCUUCCCAAACAAAAUACCCAAUCCGCAAAGUGCAAGUUACCCGCCUCAGUCUCACGGUCGAACAUUCCACCUCUAGUAGCUCCGCAGGAGAGACCUGCUGUCGGGGGAUCAAAUAAGCAUUUUGAUAGUAGCCCAGCAGCCGAAGAUAACUUUGACGAGCAAGACGAUGAGCUACUGCUUGGUAGUGUCCUGGAGCUUGAACGACACGGCUCCAGACCCAACAUCAAUUUCUUUCAAGAACUUGCCAAAAAACAUCCACAUCAUUCCAUAUCAUCUUGGCAAAGAUAUUGGGCAAAAGUAGAGUCACAACUGAGGAGAGAUUUUGCCCAGAGUAGUCUAUUAGCCGCUAAACAUCCUGUCAACGCCACGCAUGAGCAAAGCAGCAUCGCAAGCUCUUUCCACCGUGGGCAGAGCGAGGAAUACAUCGCCUCCCCUGGUUCACACAACCAGGAUAUUGAUGUAGUAUCAGCUGUUGGCACAGCCACGUACACUGAAUCCAGGAACCCACCAGCACCGGAAAGUCAGGACCAGCAUGAUGAUGAGGGCGCGGAAAUUACUGAGGAGGAAGAAUCCCAAGGCAUGACAAGGAAGGAAUUUUACGACUUUUUCGAAGUUUGGAAGACGCAUUCCAGCUUUGUCGAGCCUCAGAUUUCCGGCCAGCCCUUCGACAUAUGGCUUCUUUGGAGGGCUGUUCGGGCUGUGUAUGCUCGAGGAGGUACCGAGCCUGAUUGGGACAUAAUUGCCGGAGAAAUGGGAUUUCCUCGUGAAACCUCCGAAGUAUUCCGUCAGUUCUACAGCCAGAGUGCGCAAGGAUUUUUUGCCACCUUGCCUAGCGAGGACGAUAUAACCAAUCGAAGCGAAGACGGCAAUCAAGAAGAAGGCCAUGGCUAUGGUGACGGUGGAGCUUCACAGCAUCAGCUGGAGGAGGAGGAACCAAUAACGGAUGAUGAGAUUCGUAUCUCGCUGCCGACCGGCACACCUGGGUCGUCAAGGAAAAGACAGGCCACUCACGCGGAGUUUCCUGGUCUGUCUUUGACCCCAAACGGCAGAAAGAAACGAUCGCGACUGGGUCCGAACGAUGAAAUACCCUCGACGCCAGAAGAGAAGCUGGGGCUUGCUAGCUUUGAUGGCUUCGGCGUUAGUCCUUCGCUCAGCAUGAAGAGAACGUCGCCGCCAGCCUCUGCCAUCAUGAAGAGAUCCGAAGGAAAUGGAGAUGUAUUUGGGAGCAAAACUCGUCGCCUGGAGCCAGAAACGCAAGAUUUCGGCUUUGACGAUGAGAAUCCUGCUCGAGGAAUGUCUCAGGAAAAUGAAGAGUUUGAUAUUUCGCCGUCUCAGCAGCUUUUCAAUGAUUUACAAGCGGUGACCCCCGUUCGCUUAUCCUAUAGCAGAGAGGGCGGCCAACUGUCCCAGCGCAGUGAGGUAGCAGGUCAUAGGCCUGAAGCGUCUCUUACUAUAGGCGUUGAAGGUGUUCAGGACAUUUCUCGCCGGGAAGGCGGUGGGGAGGCAGAGUCUGAGUCCCAAGAAGGAGCAAAGAUUGCCGCCAUUGACGGUUUCAUCAAGAGCUUUGAGGGAUUCGGGUACUCACAUGAUCAUGUUCUAACUGCACUCAUGUCGACAUCCCUCUGUAUGCCGCUGGCCACAUCUGUCUUGAAGUAUAUGAAGGCACACAAGUCCAUUCCCAGAGACUGGGAAGGGGUUUGGACUGAAAAUGACGACGAAAGGCUUAGACGCGUGGAUAGCGCAGGCCCAUUGUCUAAGGAUAAUGCUCAGCGUGCGAAGCUGAGGAAGUACUGGGAUUUCCUGGUACUCAAGCACACACAACGUCGAAUCGAGCAGAGGAGAGAGUUCUUUGCGUACAUGGACGAAGUUGAACAGAGCUCGCUAUGA